AUGGCUCAGCGUAUGGAUUCUAUGGAGGAGGUAAUUGCAGCAGUGCAGGGAGAAUUUCGGCGUGAAGUGGGUACGCUAAAGGAGGAGAUGCAGAAUCUGAAUCACAGAUUCGAGCAAUUCAUCAAAUUGCAAGAAGACGCUGUACGGGCUGGAGGAAUUUCUUCUGGGGGAAAUAGGGCAGACAGACCUUUUAUGGGGGAGGUUCAUGGGUCAGAUGGCAGCCCAGGUUCCGCCGGAUUUCGCCAUGAAUCCCGAUUUCGGAAGCUCGAGAUGCCUCUGUUUGUCGGAACGAAUCCGGAUGGAUGGAUUCUCAAGGCGGAGCGAUAUUUUGCAUUUAAUCGGCUAACAAAUGAAGAGAAACUUGAGGCUGCAAUUAUGGCUUUUGAAGGUGAUGCACUGCUUUGGUAUCAGUGGGAAAACAGGAAAAGAUCCAUCGUUCUUUGGGAAGAGAUGAAGAUGCUUCUCUUGAAGCAGUUUCGAACAACCCAGGCCGGCACUCUUCACGAGCAAUGGUUAGCACUGGUUCAAGACGGAAGUGUACACGAUUAUCGCCGGAGAUUCAUCGAGUUGUCGGCGCCAUUAGAGAACAUUUCUGAUGAAGUAGCUCUGGGUAAUUUCAUUAAUGGGCUGAAGCCAGAAAUCAGAGUGGAGGUGAGGAUUCUGGAACCCAGCAAUUUGGGCCGGGCCAUGGACUUGGCCCAAAGGAUUGAGGAGAAAUUGUGGAUCACUAAAGCCCAUAAACCCUUUAGUGGGGUUACAAGAGCAGGAACAGGGACUUCACGGGGCAGUAUUGUGCCCUCUGAAGCCUCCCGAUCAAUUUUUAGGGCAAAUCCUUCGGAAGCCAAGAUCGCCGGGGAAGUGAGGAGACUUUCUGAUUCGGAGCUACAAAAGAAACGUGAGAAGGGAUUGUGCUUUCGGUGUGAUGAAAAAUGGGGACCCGGGCAUCGCUGCAAGAAGAAAGAGCUAAGUGUUCUUCUCAUACAUGACGCCGAUGAAGAAGAAUCGAGUCAAAUGGACGUUACGGAAGAGGCAGUGGCUGAUUUGGAGGCGGUUGAACUUAAUCAAGUGGCGGAAGUUUCGCUCAGCUCUGUUGUGGGAUUAACUACCCCAAAAACUAUGAAAUUAAAGGGAAUGGUGGGUGAGCAGGAGGUGGUGGUCUUGAUCGAUCCAGGUGCAACCCAUAAUUUUAUAUCUUUAGAUUUGGUUAAAAGAAUACAGUUGCCUAUUGAUGACAGUGAGGAAUAUGGGGUUACUAUGGGGACCGGAACUGUUGUCCGUGGGAGAGGAUUAUGCAGAGGGGUAGCUCUUCAUCUACAGGGGAUUGAUGUUGUAGAAGAAUUUUUACCACUAGGGUUGGGAAGUGCUGAUGUGAUUUUGGGAAUCAAAUGGCUUGAGACCUUGGGUAUGACACAUACCAAUUGGAAAACUCAAGUAAUGAAGUUUAGGCUGGGUAAUGAAUCUGUUACUCUACGUGGGGAUCCUUCACUGGGGAAGACACUAGUGUCUCUAAAGGCUAUGAUGCGAACCAUCAAGCAUGAGGGCACUGGAAUUUUAGUGGAGUUGAAUCAGUUAGAAGGCUUGGGUGAAGAAAAGUCCAAUGUGCCACCAUUUCUACAUCAGAUUUUGGCAGAUUAUGCAGAAGUUUUUGACAUGCCCAUGGGACUACCCCCUAUUAGAGGACAUGAACAUUCCAUUGUACUCAAAGACGACAGCCAACCGAUUAGUGUUCGUCCGUAUCGCUAUCCUCAUGCCCAAAAAGACGAAAUUGAAAGAUUAAUCAAGGAAAUGCUUGCAGCUGGAAUAAUCCAAGUCAGUAACAGUCCCUUUUCAAGCCCAAUUCUGCUUGUUAAGAAGAAGGACGGGUCUUGGCGAUUUUGUGUGGAUUAUAGGGCAUUGAAUAAGGUAACAGUACCAGAUAAGUAUCCAAUUCCAGUAAUAGAUGAGUUACUAGAUGAGUUACACGGUGCAAAAAUUUUCUCUAAGUUAGACUUGAAGUCGGGUUAUCAUCAAAUCAAAGUUAGUAGCCAAGAUGUUCACAAAACAGCUUUUCGGACUCACGAUGGGCAUUACGAAUUCCUCGUCAUGCCCUUUGGGCUCAUGAAUGCCCCUGCUACUUUCCAAUCUUUGAUGAAUGAUGUCUUCCGGCCCUACCUUAGGAAGUUUGUCUUGGUAUUUUUCGACGACAUCCUGAUUUAUAGUCCUUCUGAAGAGUCUCACCACCAGCACCUAAAACAAGCUCUAGAGAUUCUGCAAGCUAACCGCCUCUUCGUCAACCAAAAAAAGUGUGAAUUCGGGAAAACUGAGGUGGCUUACUUGGGCCAUAUCAUUUCUGGACAGGGGGUAGCAACAGAUCCUAGCAAGAUUCAGGCCAUGCUCUCUUGA
Vitis riparia (riverbank grape) is the source of this 2382-nucleotide messenger RNA. RefSeq lists its product as uncharacterized. The record is from RefSeq and is a predicted model, not a curated record. The transcript has a single exon. The coding region runs from base 1 to 2382 and encodes 793 amino acids. NCBI's taxonomy places the organism in Eukaryota, Viridiplantae, Streptophyta, Magnoliopsida, Vitales, Vitaceae.